Messenger RNA from Chironomus riparius, 1449 nucleotides. The record is from the annotation of a GenBank genome assembly. NCBI's taxonomy places the organism in Eukaryota, Metazoa, Arthropoda, Insecta, Diptera, Chironomidae.
AUGUUGGAAUCAACUGAUACAAUUGUGGAGAAGAAGCGGAGAUUUCCAAAAUCUAUACCAUUUAUACUCAUUCUUUCAUUACUUGAGAGGGUUAGUUCGAUUGGAAGUAGUUCAAUUCUUCUUCUGUAUUUGUACACAAAACUGAAUUUCGAUCAGGCUACGUCAACCGCUUUAUUUCAUACAAAUGAAUUUCUUGCAUAUUUUUUCCCUAUUUUCGGUGCAAUAAUUGCUGAAAGUUAUUUUGGAAUAUUUAAAACUCUUUUGGCGGGUUCCAUAUUAUUUUUUACUGGAACUGCAAUUGUUGCCAUCGGGGCUGUUGAAUUUUUAAAUCUUCCUGUCAUAUCACUCACAAUUUUUGGAUUAUUUAUGGCUGUGGUUGGGAUGGGAUUUCUUCGUGGAAACAUAACAGCUUUUGGUGGAAAUCAAUACAAGUUGCCAGAGGAGCAGAAUUCCUUGCAGCUAUUCUUUUCAUAUCAAAUCAUGUUCAUCAAAGGUGGAGCUUUAGUGAGUCGAAUUUUCAGUCCAGUUAUGCGACAAGAUGUAAAGUGUUUUGGGGCUAAUGACUGUUAUCCUUUUGCGUUUGGAUUCACGUCAAUCAUGAUGUUGUUGGCAUUUUUGACGAUUCUAGCUGGAAGACCAUUUUACAGUCAUCGAAAAGUUACAGAUAAUGUUUUUAAAAAGAUUUGUGGAUGUGUGAUUUAUAGUUUAAAGGAAAAGCUAUUUAUGGGAAGUAAGAUCAAAAGGGAUCAUUGGCUGGAUUAUGCUGAUACUCAGUAUGAAAAAGGAUUAAUAGAGGAUACAAAAAAAAUUGUCAGAAUUUUGAAGCUUUUCUCGCCUAUUCCAUUUUAUUGGGCUGUAUACAUGCAACAGAGUUCAAGAUGGAUUUUUCAAGCUACAAGAAUGGACGGUGAUUUAGGAUUCUAUCAAAUCAAACCUGAUCAAAUGAUAGCAUUUAAUCCAAUGUCUUGUAUAUUUCUAAUGCCACUCUGCAACUACUUAAUCUAUCCAUUAUUGACUAAAUUCAAGAUUGGCGGACUUCUAUCCAAAAUUACAAUUGGUGGAUUUAUAUGCUGCAGUGCAUUUGUCAUCGCAAUCAUCAUUGAACUUAAAAUCCAAAAUUCUGACCAUCCAAUUUCAAUGUUAUGGCUUGUUCCUCAAUUUGUUGUCAUUUCAUUGAGCGAAAAUUUCUUUUUUGUUGCACUUUUAAAUUUCGCAUACACCGAGGGACCUGCCAGCAUGAAAUCAAUCAUGACAGCGUGUGUCUUCACAACAAUUGCCAUCGGUAACAUAAUGGUGACGUUAAUUAGCGGUGCAAAAAUCUUUUCGUCUCAAGUUUACGAGUUUACAUUCUUCCUCGUCAUUUUAUUUAUUGCCGUUAUUUUAUUUUCGAUUCUGGCUGCAAAAUUCAGAAAAUCGCAGCGUAAUGAAAGUGCGACUUGUGUAAAUUAG